Molecule: messenger RNA, 1415 nt
Organism: Halichondria panicea
Lineage: Eukaryota; Metazoa; Porifera; Demospongiae; Suberitida; Halichondriidae
Exons: 10
Coding region: 235-1242 (335 amino acids)
Biological process (GO): Wnt signaling pathway
Source: RefSeq, a predicted model, not a curated record
UGCAUUUAUAAUUACUAAUUCCAAUGAUUCUUAUAAUACUAGCCAGAGAGUUGUGUAGGUCUAAAGAGAGAGUACAGAACAGCGUUGCUACUACCACACGGAGAAGGUGAAGCGGCCCGAAUAAAGCCAAUCCCUCUACAGAAGAAACCAGUGGCAGUGAACACAGCUAGCAGACAAGGACAAAGAGAAUUAUUAUUGAUUUUGAUAGGAGCUGCUCAAAACGCCAGCCAUAUUAUGGAGGAAACGAAAGUCAUAUACUACAUUGAUGACGAGGAAACCCCGUACCUGAUGAAGAUAGGCAAGCCACCAGAGCUGGUCACCCUUGGAGACUUCAAGGGACAGCUCAAUCGCACAUACAUCAAGUUCUUUUUCAAGUCAGAAGAUGAUGAUUUCGGUGUUGUUAAGGAAGAACUGGCUGAAGAUGAUGCUCUACUGCCCCAGGUCAAUGGUCGCGUCGUGUGCUGGGUGAUCACAGAGUCUAAUGUUUCAGGAUCAGAGGCUAGUGGCUCUGAGGGAGACUUCAUAAAAUUUCAAUCCAAGGACCUACUGUUUGAAGCAAAAACUCACAGCAGUCCCAAUAAUGGAGGUGUGAAGUUCCAUGGUAGUCUGAGAUCACCUGCCCCCCUAGUGCCACAGGGCACACAGAGAGGACCUGUGGUGUACCCUGCUCCCCUGCGUACUGGCAGUGCUACCCACCACCCACCGUCUGCCUCUCUGCCAGUUGGAGUUUUGAUUACUGCUGGAGGUGGUAGUGUAGGUAUGGCUGCUGAGCUGUGCUUCCUGUGUGAGGAUCCAAUAGACAUUAAGUUUGAGCCAUGUGGUCAUGCUGUCAUGUGCUCAGCAUGUGCACAGAGAACCAGAAAAUGCCCCAUUUGCAAAGCUGCAGUCAAGACUAUCUCCAAGCUGUCCAAGGUUUGUGUGAUGUGUAAUGAAGAGGAGGCCACAGCCACUGUCAAGCCAUGUGAUCACACCUUCUGUCCAGAAUGUGCCCGGAGGAUGAAGACAUGCUUCGAGUGUCGAGUGCUUAUUACUGCAAAAGAGGGACUACCCCCCGUCUCGGCCACUAGUGUUCAUCCGCUGGCCAGCCCUGACUCUGAAUCUAAAUGUCCUAUUUGUCUGACAGAGCCUAAGAACACGUCCUUCCUGUGUAGACACCAGACAUGCUGGGACUGUGCACAGAAGGUCGACCAUUGCCCCGUGUGCAAGAAGUUUGUGACUCAUAGAAUUCAGUUGUUUCAGUGACAAUUUAGUAUUUGUUUUGUUUAAUUGUUGUUCUUUCUUUUCUGACUUUGUCAUGCAGACUUUUUUAUGCGAUGUGUUUUAAGGUUUUAGGUACACGUGCAGUGAACAUUAGACAACUUUUGUGUGUAGUGUUAAUUGUUGUUUCGUUAUUUAUGUCAAUUGUUAGUUAUCAA